AUGUAUCUUAUGUUUAUUUUAUUAAUACUAAUGAGUUGCGUCUAUGGAUCUUGUGAUUUAAAUUGUAUCAAGUGUGAACAAAAUAUUUGCACUUUGUGUGAUGAUGGUUUUACUUUAGAUAAUGAAGGUUCUUGUGUACAAUGUUUGGAUUAUUGCAAAACAUGUUCUUCAAAUUCAAUGUGUAACUCUUGUAUUAAUAAUUAUUAUCUUAAAGACAACUCAUGUGUUUCUUGUGAUACUAAAUCAAACUGCAAAACAUGUUCUACUGAUUCUAAUGCGUGUUUAGUUUGUGAAUAUGGAUAUUAUCCAAAUGGAAGUGGAUGUUCAACAUGUGCUUCAAAAAAUUGUGGAGAUGAUUGCAAUACUUCCAAUGGAAUAUGUACUACAUGUAUUAAUAAUUAUUAUCCCAUAAAUGGUAUUUGUAAAUCUUGUGAUACUAAAUCAAACUGCAAAACAUGUUCUACUGAUUCUAAUGCGUGUUUAGUUUGUGAAUAUGGAUAUUAUCCAAAUGGAAGUGGAUGUUCAACAUGUGCUUCAAAAAAUUGUGGAGAUGAUUGCAAUACUUCCAAUGGAAUAUGUACUACAUGCAUUAAUAAUUAUUAUCCCAUAAAUGGUAUUUGUAAAUCUUGUUCUACUCUUGACUCAAAUUGUCAAAGCUGCUCUGAUAAAACUAGAAUUUGCUUAAAAUGUCAAAGAGGAUUUAACUUAGCGAGUAAUCAAACUAAAUGUAUUAAAUGUGAGAAUAAUAUUGGUUGUGAAUUUUGUGACUCAACAUCUGCAAAGUGUGGUGCAUGUAAAGACAAGUAUUACUUAAACCCAUCUUCUCAUCUUUGUGUUGCAUGUCCAUCACAUUGCAUGAAAUGUGUUUCUGGUAGUAAGUGCAUUUCAUGUGAAGACUCUUAUAUACUUUAUCAAGGCUUGUGUGUUCAAAAAGUUUGUGAUACUACACCAAUAGAAAAUAUUGAUACUGUAUGUAGUGAAAAUUGUAACUCUCUAAUAACAGACAAACCAAAAUGUUCACAUAUAGAUACACCAGUUGAUGCAUGUGACAAAAGUAAACAACAAUUAAAUUAUGAAGAAUGUAUUCUUUGUAGAGAUGGAUAUUUAUUGAAUUCUAACAAUUGUAUUGAACAGUCAAAUUAUGUACAAUGUAAUAGAGAAGUUUGCUUUACUAAAGAAGGGUUUUACCAAGAUGUCUCUUCAAAAGAGAUUAAAUCAUGUCUUAAUGAGUUUGAAGUUGGUAGCACUUCUUUAUGUAGAAUAUAUAAAGAGAAAGUAUAUCCUCUUAAAUGCUCAGAUAAAUACUAUUAUAUAAAUAGAUAUUUAGACUCAGUCCAAUGUGUUUCAUCAAUACCAAAUUGUAAAAAAUAUAUUGGAAAUGAAUGUGUUGAGUGUGAGUCUCAUUAUUACAUUAAUGAAGGUAUUUGUUCUCCUUGUAGUGAAGAAUGUUUAGAGUGUGAAGGAAGUGCAAAUACUUGUAUUUCAUGUGACAUCACAAAAAGAUAUAAAACCAACCAAACUUGUAAAUUAAGAACGGUUAAUGGGGUUAACAUAUGCGAAAGAAUUGAUGUUAAUUUAACAACUUGUACAAUGUGUGGUGAAAGUUAUUAUUUAAGUGAUACUGGUGAAUGUAUUGAACCUGUAAUCUCUAAAUGUGCUAAACAAAUUGGGACUAAUUGUGAAAAAUGUGUUAGGUCAUUUGUUAAGAAGGAUAAUGAAUGUGUUAAGUGUGAUGGUAGUGUUAUAAAUGGAAAUUGUUAUUAUCCAGUAGGAUUGAAAAGUAAUAUUAAGACAGAGAUAGAAAAUAGUUGUUUGGUAAGAAAUGAAAUUGGGUGUAUUCGUUGUAAAAUUGGAUAUUAUCUUGAUCCUACUACUUCAACGUGUAGAACUUGUAAAGAAGAGUGUACUUCUUGUAUAUCCUUAAGUCAGUGUAAUUCAUGUAAAUCAGGAUAUUAUUCAAUUAAUGGUGAUUGUAUUUUGUCAGCAGGGAAUUGUGAUAGAUUUAUUGUAGGUAAUACUCAAAGUUGUUUAGAAUGUAAAGAAGGGUAUUACCGAAAUUCUUCAUUAAUGUGUGAUGUAUGUCCAGAAGGAUGUCGUUGUGUAAAUCCUGAUUUUUGUACCUCAUGUUUUAGUGGAUAUUUCAAGACUCCUGAUAUGCUUUGGUGUGAGUCAACAACUAGUCUAACUCAUUGCACUAAUAUCACAACAGAAGGUUGUAUAAAAUGUGAAGAAGGUACAUACCUUUCUAAUGGGAGAUGUAUAAAAUGUGGAACAGGAUGUAAAACAUGCAAAACAAGUGGAGAUAAUUCAUGUACUUCAUGUAAAGAAGGAUUUAUCAGGUCAUCAGAAAGAAAAAUGUUUUCAUGUACAUAUUAUACUAAUGUUUCAAAUUGUUUAAAGGAAGAGAAUGAACAUUGUGUUUUAUGUUCUAGAAAAUACAAAUUGAGUGAUAACAGAUUAAGUUGUGAAGAAAAGUCAAUGACAGGUAUAAUUGUUGGAUGUGUUUUAGCAUGUAUUGUUAUAAUGUUAAUUAUUGUUACGAUAAUAUCAUUAAUUCUUUUCAUUAGAAUAGAACGUAAUAUAAGAAAAAGAAAUUCAGAAAAAAUUUGUGCUUUUAAGAUGAAAUAUAGUAAUUUACAUUUCUCCAGUAUUAAUGAAAAGUCAUCAUUAGUAACAAAUAAAAACAUUAUUCGAUUUGACCUUGAUAAUGAAGUGCUUCCAGUAGGUAAAGAAUCAAGAGAUUUGUUUUGUAUUGGUAAUAAAGGAAUUAAUAAAAUUAAAAUCCAAGUCACUUUAAAAAAAUCAAAUGACAAAUAUUUAUUGGAUAUUCAACCAUCAUUGGUUAUACUUGAUGGAGGGUAUGCGUGUGAAUUUGAAAUUUUUAUUCAACCAUUGUGCACAACAAAGAUAAAAGACAAAUUGUCUCUUAUUAGUUUUGAUAUGAAAGAAGGAAUUGAAACUUUUAGUAGUAUUAUUAUUAGAACCGAAACAGAAAUUACUACAAGACUAGAUUAUGAUGAGUUGGUUCAAGAAAAAAAAAUAGGUGAAGGUUCAUUUGGGGUUGUCUUUAAAGGAACGUACAGAGGGCGUGUUGUUGCUAUAAAAAAAUUAAAAGAGUCACAAAGUUCUGAAAAGGCAUUGACUGAGUUUGAAAAAGAAGCUACUAUGUUGGAUAAGUUUAGAAGUGACUAUAUCAUUCAUUUUUAUGGUGCAAUAUUUAUUCCAAAUAAGAUUUGUUUAGUAACAGAAUAUGCAUACUAUGGAUCGCUUCGUGAUUUAAUUGAGAAAAGGAGUCGCAACUAUGUAUCACAUCAUUUAAGAUUGAAAAUCUUAUUAGAUGCCUCAAAAGGGAUUCAGUAUCUACAUGAAAAUGAAAUGCUACACCGUGAUAUAAAACCAGACAAUGUUUUAGUAUUAUCACUGGAUGAUAACGUUAAUAUUAAUGCUAAAUUAACUGAUUUUGGGUCAUCAAGAAAUGUAAAUUUAUUAAUGACAAACAUGACAUUCACCAAAGGAGUUGGAACACCUUCUUAUAUGGCUCCUGAAAUAUUAAAUAGAUUAAAAUAUAAAAUGCCAGCAGACAUUUAUUCAUUUGGUAUGACAAUGUACUCUGUAUUAAAUUGGUCAGAACCUUUUCCAAAACAAAGUUUUAAGUUUGCGUGGGAUGUUGCAGAGUUUAUUGAGUCAGGAAAACAUUUACCUCAAUACAAUAUAAAAGAUGAGGAGUAUGCUUUGAUAAUGAGGUGCUGGGAAAAUAAUCCCAAGUCCAGAGAAGUUAUAGAGAAUGUUGUUAAAGACUUAGAAGUUCUUGUUAACAACCCUAAUAACAUAUAA
This is a messenger RNA of Entamoeba histolytica HM-1:IMSS, 3834 nucleotides long. Its product is annotated as tyrosine kinase, putative. Lineage: Eukaryota; Evosea; Mastigamoebida; Endamoebidae. The transcript has a single exon. Gene Ontology annotation, molecular function: protein kinase activity; ATP binding. Bases 1 to 3834 code for a protein of 1277 amino acids. Gene Ontology annotation, biological process: protein phosphorylation. The record is from RefSeq and is a predicted model, not a curated record.